This is a messenger RNA of Stereum hirsutum FP-91666 SS1, 2478 nucleotides long. RefSeq names its product SNF2 family domain-containing protein. The coding region runs from base 1 to 2478 and encodes 825 amino acids. Gene Ontology annotation, cellular component: nucleus. Lineage: Eukaryota; Fungi; Basidiomycota; Agaricomycetes; Russulales; Stereaceae. Gene Ontology annotation, molecular function: ATP binding; DNA translocase activity; ATP-dependent chromatin remodeler activity. The transcript is spliced from 12 exons. Gene Ontology annotation, biological process: double-strand break repair via synthesis-dependent strand annealing; reciprocal meiotic recombination. The record is from RefSeq and is a predicted model, not a curated record.
AUGCUUCGUCGUAGACCCACAACGCCAGAUGGCAGGCCCAUCGAUCCCCUCCAAGAGAGUCCCCGUGUCACCAAGCCUUUCAAGAUCCCAACUACACUCCGUGCAGCAUCGCGCGACCAACCACCACGCAAGCGAAAGAGAGUCUCAUAUAAAGAGGCUCAGCCUGAUGGAGACGACUCUGAUUCUGACUCUGGUGGAAAGAAGGCGAAGCGGAGAAAGUCUGAUGGCGACGGCAUAUACACGGAGCUCGCAAACAAUAUCACGUCCUACCCCGUGUACAAGCCAAAGCCUUUCCAGCAGGUGUUCGGCACACGCAGGUACUCUAUACCAGUGAUGAAGAACAAGGACGGGGAGGUCGUCCGAACUGUUCCAUCCAAUGCCCCUCUUGGUAUUCGCCCUCUCGCUAAUAUCAUCCCUCGUCCGCUCCAUGAUCCCAUGGAGGAUCAUGCUAUCGUUCUCUAUGAUCCAACAAUUGACAUUCGGGAGACGGACGAAGAGAGAAAGGAGAGGGAGAAGGAAGAGGCGAAGGUUGCAGCACUGAAGGAAGCUGAUGAGAAGAACGUGGGGCUGUUCAACCCUCACAAGAGUCUGAAGUUGCUGCUUGGUGAGUCGAAGAAGAAGAAAGUGGAUACCCGUGUGCCCGUCGUCAUCGACCCGCGUCUUUGCAAAGUGCUCCGGCCACAUCAAGUUGAGGGUGUCAAGUUUCUUUAUCGCUGCACUACCGGAAUGGUGGUCGAGGGUCAGUACGGUUGCAUCAUGGCCGACGAGAUGGGCCUCGGAAAGACGCUGCAGUGCAUUGCGCUGCUGUGGACGCUGCUGAAGCAGUCGCCUCGGUCAGGCAAGGGGACGCUUGAGAAGUGUAUCAUCGCGUGCCCGUCCAGCCUGGUGAAGAACUGGGCGAACGAACUCGCCAAGUGGCUGGGUAAAGACACUAUCACGCCGAUGGCGGUGGAUGGCAAGGGUGGCAAGGCCGAGCUCCUGCAACGAGUGGAGAGAUGGGUGGCUGCCAGUGGUCGGAAUGUGACGCAGCCUGUGAUGAUCGUGUCGUACGAAACCCUCCGAACGUUGACGGUAUACCUGAACGGUUGCCAGAUUGGAUUGCUGUUGUGUGACGAAGGUCAUCGUCUGAAGAACUCUGAGUCCCUCACCUUCCAAGCUCUUGAUGCGAUCAAUGUCAAGCGGCGGGUCAUUCUGUCAGGAACUCCGAUUCAGAAUGAUCUUUCAGAGUACUUCUCCCUCCUCAAUUUUGCCAACCCGAAUCUCUUGGGCACGAAGAACGACUUCAGGAAGAACUUCGAAAACAUCAUUAUUCGUGGUCGCGACGCAGAUGCCACAGACAAGGACAAGGCUGAAUGCGAAAAGAAACUGAAGGAGCUUGGCGAAUUGGUCUCCAAGUUCAUUAUCCGCCGGACCAACGAUCUGCUGUCUAAGUAUUUGCCUGUCAAGUACGAACAGGUCGUUUUCUGUGGCUUAUCAGACUUCCAGCUCCAACUCUACCGCCUCUUCAUUUCUUCGCCGGAGAUCAAGGCUCUGCUCCGCGGUGCGGAAUCCCAGCCUCUCAAGGCUAUCAAUAUCUUGAAGAAGCUCUGCAACCAUCCUGAGCUCCUGAAUCUUCCGCAAGACCUACGUGGCUGCGAUCAUCUGAUACCGGAAGGCUUCUGUGGCGCUGGUGACGACUCGAAUAAACCCAAGGGAGGAAGUCGAGGAGGUCGCGAUGCCGGCCAGAACGUGCAUACUGAGUGGAGCGGGAAGUUUAUAGUCUUGGAGAGGUUCCUUCAUCGGUUACACACAGAGACGAACGACAAGAUCGUCCUCAUCAGUAAUUAUACACAAACUCUUGACAUAUUUGAAAAGAUGCUGCGUAGCAAGAAAUAUGGGUAUUUCCGACUCGACGGCACGAUGAAUAUCCCGAAACGCCAGAAGCUCGUCGACCAGUUCAACAAUCCCGAGGGCAAGGAGUUCGUCUUCCUCCUUAGUAGCAAAGCUGGCGGUUGUGGUAUCAACCUCAUCGGUGCCAACCGUUUAAUUCUGUUCGAUCCUGAUUGGAAUCCUGCUGCUGAUCAGCAGGCUUUGGCUCGUGUGUGGCGUGACGGUCAGAAGAAAGAAUGCUUUGUAUACCGCUUCAUCUCUACCGGCACUAUCGAGGAGAAAAUCUUCCAGCGUCAGGCCUCCAAGCAGGCUCUUUCGUCCGCGGUCGUCGACGAAAAGGAGGACGCAGAACGACACUUCUCUAUCGACUCCUUGCGGCAGCUGUUCUUGUUCAACGAGAAGACCCUUUGUGAGACGCACGAGACGUUCAAGUGCAAGCGAUGUAAGAACGGGAAGCAGAUGGUUAAGGCACCCGCCCUUCUGUAUGGUGAUGCUAGCACUUGGAAUCACUUCACGAAUGCCGAACUGAAGAACAAUCACGAUGAUCUACUGCGGGCAGAGGUGGGGCAACCUGAGGUUUCGUUCGUGUUCCAGUACAUCAGUCAUUAG